This is a messenger RNA of Monodelphis domestica (gray short-tailed opossum), 3531 nucleotides long. RefSeq names its product nerve growth factor receptor (gene NGFR). Gene Ontology annotation, biological process: Rho protein signal transduction. Lineage: Eukaryota; Metazoa; Chordata; Mammalia; Didelphimorphia; Didelphidae. The record is from RefSeq and is a predicted model, not a curated record. Gene Ontology annotation, cellular component: cell surface; plasma membrane. Gene Ontology annotation, molecular function: nerve growth factor binding; coreceptor activity; death receptor activity.
UCCCGAGUACCUCCUGCAAGCAGCCAGAGGGAACGGAGCCUCGGCCGGCUCCUGGCGAGUGCAGAAGCAGGACCAGAAGGACUGAGCUAAGGAAGCUGGGUGGGGGCGGGAGGGAGGUGCCACCAGGCACCCAAGGGUGGUAUUGCCCACUUAUCCAGCCAUGGAAGGGCCGUAUCGCCUGCUAUUGAUGCUGCUGCUGCUGCUUUUGGGGGUGUCCAUGGGGGAAGUGAAGGAAGAUUGCGCCACCGACCUGUACACGGACAGUGGCGAGUGCUGCCGGGCAUGCAACCAGGGCGAGGGUGUGGCCCAGCCCUGUGGGGUCAACCAGACUGUCUGUGAGCCUUGCCUGGACAGUGUGACUUUCUCAGACACAGUCAGUGCCACAGAAGCUUGCAAGCCAUGCACUGAGUGCGUGGGGCUGCAAAGCAUGUCAGCACCUUGCGUGGAGGCUGAUGACGCGGUGUGCCGCUGUGCCUAUGGAUACUACCAAGACGAGGAGUCGGGGAUCUGCAAGCCCUGCAGUGUGUGUGAGCCAGGCUCUGGCCUCGUCUUCUCCUGUCAAGAUAAGCAAAACACUGUCUGCGAGGUGUGCCCGGAGGGCACCUACUCAGAUGAGGCCAACCACGUGGACCCCUGCCUGCCCUGCACAGCCUGCGAGGAGACUGAACGAGAGAUCCGGGAAUGUACCCGAUGGUCAGACAGGGAGUGUGAGGAGAUCCCAGCCCGCUGGAUACCCCGGACUACAACUACAACUAUUGUGGGCUCCGAGAGCCCAGCCCCAGUCACCCAGGAGCCUCCUGAGCCCCCCGAGCCUGAAGCCGAGGCCAGCACAGUGGCUGAUGUAGUGACCACUGUGAUGGGCAGCUCCCAACCCGUAGUGACCCGAGGCACCACCGACAAUCUCAUCCCCGUCUACUGCUCAAUCCUGGCUGCAGUGGUUGUGGGUUUGCUGGCCUACAUUGUCUUCAAGAGGUGGAACAGCUGCAAGCAGAAUAAGCAAGGUGCCAACAAUCGGCCUGUGAACCAGACGCCAUCGCCGGAGGGGGAGAAGCUACACAGCGACAGCGGGAUCUCGGUGGACAGUCAAAGUCUCCAUGACCAGCAGCCCCAGACUCAGACAGCUCAAGUCCAAGCUCUCAAGGGCGAUGGAGGUCUCUACAGCAACCUCCCAGCGGCCAAACGGGAAGAGGUAGAGAAACUGCUCAACAGCUCAUCAGAGGAGACUUGGCGGCACCUGGCAGGGGAGCUGGGCUACUUGCCGGAGCGUAUAGACUCCCUCACUCGAGAGGACUACCCUGUCCGGGCUCUGCUCGACAGCUGGGCUGCCCAGGACAGUGCCACCCUGGACGCCCUCUAUGCUGCCCUGCGCCGGAUCCAGAGGGGAGACAUUGUGGAGAAUCUCUACAGCGAGUCCACUGCCACCUCCCCCGUCUGAGCAGGCACCAGGGCUCCCCUCCCUCCCCGCAGCCCCUUACCCUCAGCAUCCCAUGGGGCGGAGCCCUUCAGAUAUGAAGGAAACUGGAGAGGGAGGAGAGACUUCCUUCCAUCCAAGGGGACAUUCGCCCUCUUGGCUAAUGGUUACCCACUGGGGUGUCUUCUCCCUCACUCCCUCAGCAGCUCCUCAGACCCUCCCCACCCUUUCAGACUGUCUGACACUCGAGCCAAAUCCCCAGGGAAGAAAACUCCCAGGAGCUCCACUGGAGAGCAAGCCCCCUGCCCCCUGCUUUCUCUCCAAGGAGUAGAGGUCAAAGGUCAGGGCCUAGGUGGCCAAUUCUUCUCACUUUCCCUCUCUUGACCAUCCUGAUUUCCAUCUGUGAUAUCACCCCAUCCACCCUCACCUUCCUCUCUUUCGUGUUUCUCCCUGCCUCCUGCCUAAUAGGAACACUGUCCAGGGCGUCUGGUUAUAGAGAAGGAACUUGAGGUGGUGGAGGGUAAGGAGAAAGGGCACCCUCUUCUCCCUGUGACCACAGUGUCAGUGACAGAAAGGCAACUUGGUGGGAGGCAGGAGAUGUGCUCAUAUGGACUCAACACUGUGAACCCCGGGGGUGAAAUACUGUCCUCCGAUGAAUUUUUUUAUUCCUUACUGUUUUCUGUUAUUCCCACCCACCCCCUGGUCAGAGCCCCAGGGGGUGAAAAAUUACAGAAUCUUACAUGAUCAGACUUGCCAGGGACCUAAGCAACCACCUAGUUCUAGCCCUCCCUUUUUGUAGAUAAGAACACUGAGUGCUAGAGAGAGAGAAAUGACUUGUCCAAGGUCACACAGACACCCAUCAGUGAUAAUGGAAUCUUCUCUCUAUUCGGAAUAUAGGAAAGGGGAAAAUAGGGGAGCUUUUCCUGUAGCUAUAGGCUCACCCUAUCCUAGACUUCUAGGAGUCCCCUCUCCUUUGCCAAAAGGACCAGAGCUGUGGGACAGGGCUAUUUCCAUCAAUGUGCAACUGAGUAACCCAGCUGAAGGUCACUACCCUUGCUGGGGCCCCCACCAUCCCAUCUCACACACACACACACUUUUUCUCUUCAACAACCACUUUUUGUCUUUUGGGCUGGGACAGAAUCCUGUCUUGGGAAGCUGCCAGAGAAGAUUCUGAGAGAAUUUGGAAUCUGUCUUCCUCCUUCCUUUUCUUCACCCUGAGCUUGGCGGCUUCAGCCCUGGACCAAGCCAGGGUUCCCUCCUUUCUCUCUUCCCUUCCCGCCUCCAGAGUAGGAGAGAAGAGGCAGGCUGACCAUGCAAGAAAGCCCUUUUCUCCUCCUCCACUCCUAGGCCCUGUAGAAAGGGCAGCAGAGUUCCUUCCACCUGGGUCUGGGAUGAAGGAUGAUGAAGGCUGGGCAGAGCUGGGCUGGUGGCAGUACAGAGGAGAGCAAAACUUCAGAAUCAGGGAAGCAGGAUGGUGGGCAGGCAGGGAGAUCUCUCCCAGGUGUCGGGGGCCCAGAAGGGACUCUUCUCCCCAUCUUGAUCAUCAGGCAGAUGAAGGACAGAGGGGAAUGACCAACAUUUGUCAACGGAAUUCCGGAAUUCCGCCACCUUCUGCUCCCAUCCUGCUGUCCUCAGGCCUGGAAGUGAUGUUGCAAUAACCGUGAUGCUCUUUCUACUUGUCCUGGAGUAAAGAAGAGAUCCCAGCCCCUGGAGAGGCCCUCCCUCUUGGGUUGGGGCAGGGCUCUCCAGACCCUGUGGAAGGAAGGAAGCAAGGAUUUUUAAAUUUUUGAUGUGGAGGCAGGGCAGAAUCAUGAAGGAAACUGUGGCGAACCGGAAACUUUGUACAUAAUGCCAUCUCUUUGACUUGGUUCUGUCUGGGGGAAUGAGAGGCUCAUCCUUGUGGUCACACCCUGAAGCAGAGUUUUAUUUAUUUCUCCCUCCCUUUGAGAAGGAGGGGGUUGUUGGCAUGGGGGUGGGGGUGGGAGCUGCUCCACUUGGGAGAAGGUUUUGCAAGUAUGUUUUAGCAUGUGUAUGGGUGCUUGGCCCCUCUGACCCUGAAAUCGCCUUUUUUGCCCACCCCCAUUAGAUUGGCGGGUGACAUUCCUCCUUUUUCCCAUGGG